AAGAGAUUGUUAGAAUAACGCGCACAGCGGUCUAAGGUACACGCACAGCGGUCCGAUUUUGCCGUAUCUUUUUUUGGUUCUCCUUUUUCCCUCCCCGCCGAGGAGACAAAUCUGUGCGUGAGGAACAUGGUGACUGACUGUGUCCCGCUACUCUACAAGUAGACAUCAACAGUAUCUGUCUUGUGUGACCAAAGGGGCAGGGUGGGUUUGCUCUUUCCUCAAAGUAGCGGAUUUCUGUUUUUUUUUUUUUUGUUUUCUUUUUUAUGUUAAAACAGCUUCUAGUUUGUUUUCAAAAGGAACACGUAACGUGCACCCACUUGGCAAUCUGAAAGACACAGCAGACAUAAAUGGUGGAGGCCAUAGUGGAGUAUGACUAUAAGGCCCAGCAUGAUGACGAGUUGACCAUCACUGUAGGCGACAUCAUCAGCAACAUCAGGAAGGAUGAAGGAGGCUGGUGGGAGGGAGAGGUGGACGGCAGGAGGGGCCUCUUCCCCGACAACUUCGUCAGGGAAAUCAGGAAAGAGGUGAAGAAGGACCCCGCCCAGACGGCCCAGGCCACCCAGACCGGCGGCUCCAAGACGGACCUCUCAAACGGCAGCGCCAGCCCCGGGUCUGAGUCCAGCCUCCGGCCCGCCAAGAAAGGUGAAGCCAUCAGAAAGCGGCGAUGUCGAGCAGCGUUCAGCUAUAUUCCGCAGAACGAGGACGAGCUGGAGCUGAAGAUCGGGGACAUCAUCGAGAUCCUUUCAGAGGUGGAGGAGGGCUGGUGGGAGGGCUCUCUCAAUGGGAAAAGGGGAGUGUUUCCCUCCAACUUCACCAAGGAGCUGCUGGGAGAUCCGGGGGACUCGCUCACACCCCAGGAUGAAGUCCGCAGCACCAGGACCAGUGUGAAGGACAGCACUGGCUCGGAGAGCGACGGGGGCGACUCCAGCAGCACGAGGUCAGACGCGGGCAGCGUGACGUCCGGCGGCGAAAUCCAGCCCAAGAAGGUGCGGGGCUUCGGCUUCGGCGACAUCUUCAAGGACUGCCCCAUCAAGCUCCGCCCACGCUCCAUGGACAUCGACAGUGAGAUGGAGAAGCAGCAGCAGCAGCAGCAGCAGCAGCAGCAGGCAGUGAAGAAGCCACCUGUGCUCUCCGCAGCCCCUGAAACCAUGAAGGCGGAGCCUGACAGCAAGGUCAAAGCAAAGGAGUAUUGUAAAGUUAUAUUUCCUUAUGAAGCACAAAAUGAGGAUGAGCUGUCCAUCAAAGAAGGGGAGAUUGUGGCCAUUAUCAGCAAGGAGUGUGCGGAUGCCGGCUGGUGGCUCGGGGAGCUGAACGGCAGGCAGGGCGUUUUCCCGGAUAACUUCGUCAAACUGCUCGUCCCGGAUGUGGAGAAGGAGAGACCUAAGAAACCCCCACCCCCAGCCGCACCCACCGCAAAGCAGAACGCAGAGAAAAAGCCAGACGCUAAAAAGGUCCCGCCAGAACGGCCUGAGUCGCUACCCCAGAGAGGAGAGGAGAAAGCGGGGGAGGAGGUAAAGGCUGCAGACAUCCCAAAGCCAGCUCUCCCUGCCGUUCCCCCAAAGAAGCCCCUCCCCCCAAAAACGACCAACUCCCUGGGCCGGCCCUCCUCCUUCACCCCCAAGCGGCCGGAGAGACCAGAGAGACCUGCGGGCCCCACUGUGCCGUGCGAGGCCCCUAAGUGGGAAGGCGGGGGUUCGGCGCUGGAGAAGGGGUCCUCGGACAGGCCCCAUGAUAUCGACGUCGAGGACUUCGACUCCAUCGUGUCGUCCACGGAGAAGCUGAACCACCCGACGGCAUCGCGGCCCCGGGUGACGGACAGGCGUCCUCGCUCACAGGUCUUCACGUCUUCCUCUCUCUCCAGCCCUGAUCUCCUGGACUCUCCCAGCCCGGAGGAGGAGAAGAGAGAGAGGGGGAAGGAGGAGCUGGACUCACUCCCUCCCAAAGCUGGCGACGGCAAUAAGAAGGCUCCUGAAAAGUCUCCGCUGCCCCCCAAGCCUGUGGUGCCCCCCUCGUCUUCCAGUGCCAGCGCCCCCUCCACCCUCUCCUCGCUGCUGCCCACCCCCCUGGCAGCUGCCCUGCGCCCCCCCUCACCCUCCGCCCCGGACAGCAAGCCAAAGAGCGACCCGGGCCCCCAGGGGCCCCUCACCAUGGAGGAGCUGAGAGCACAGCUGAGGGACCUGAGAGGAAGCAUUGAGCUGAUGAAGAACCAGCACAAAAAAGAGAUUAAGCAGUUGAUGAAUGAGCUGGAUGAGGAGAAGAGAAUCCGUCUGUCACUACAGAUGGAGGUGGAGCACAUAAAGAAAGUCCUGUCCAAAUGAGGUCUCCCGCGCCGGCCGUCACAGCGACAGGGCCAGCCCAAACCCACGCCGCUGCCAAAAUAGAUUGUGCCAAAAAAAAAGAAAAGAAAAACAUAAAACCAACAGGAUCCCAGAAAUGAACAAACCCCCCACCCCCCCCAC
Messenger RNA from Megalops cyprinoides (Indo-Pacific tarpon), 2459 nucleotides. RefSeq names its product SH3-domain kinase binding protein 1 (gene sh3kbp1). Lineage: Eukaryota; Metazoa; Chordata; Actinopteri; Elopiformes; Megalopidae. The record is from RefSeq and is a predicted model, not a curated record. The coding region runs from base 348 to 2318 and encodes 656 amino acids. Gene Ontology annotation, molecular function: protein binding. The transcript has 18 exons.